UUGAAGAGCGGAUGACAGGGUAUCCGCAGCGGUGGGAUCUGCGAGACGGGAAGCACGACUCGGGGCUUGGCAGGUUGUGGCGUUCACGUGCUGAAGCGCUCCGUACGGAUCCCUACCUUACCUAUGAGCUUAUGGAGGUUCCUUCAUCGACUGGCGAAACGACGACACCAUUUCAUGGUACUACAGCGACGAGUACAUACGCUUACUCGGCUUAGUACACUGCAGCACAGGGUGAGGGCAGUGCUGACUAUCAUAUCGCACAAUGGACACCCGGAGGCUGGUGCCCGAGACAUGCAAUUCAUCCCUUUGACCUGCGCAGUGUGCCAACCACUGGAGUCGAGGCCAGACACCGGGUCGCACUCGUAUGGGAUUUGCGUCAGCUCCCCUCAAUUCCGGCCCCCUCCACUGACAGAUGAUGAUGAUCCGGAUUAUACACAUACCUACGAAUGUACUGCGUUUCGCAGGCUGUCACAGAAGGCCAUCAUCGGUACGUUUUCGCCGGUGUCGUUUUCGAUGUCUGGGUUAUUGGCGCUGCACUGCCUGGUUGCCGUCAAACGGUUAGGUGGACAAGUAGGUACUUAGGGGCCCUGCGUGUUAAGGAGGGUACAGUAGUAGA
Molecule: messenger RNA, 616 nt
Organism: Canariomyces notabilis
Lineage: Eukaryota; Fungi; Ascomycota; Sordariomycetes; Sordariales; Chaetomiaceae
Exons: 3
Coding region: 124-582 (152 amino acids)
Source: RefSeq, a predicted model, not a curated record